This is a messenger RNA of Musa acuminata subsp. malaccensis (wild Malaysian banana), 2961 nucleotides long. The record is from RefSeq and is a predicted model, not a curated record. Lineage: Eukaryota; Viridiplantae; Streptophyta; Magnoliopsida; Zingiberales; Musaceae.
UUCACGAUCGCAUACCAAAGAACGUGACGCACCUCGGUGGCCGUGCUCCCGCUUACCCUCCCCGGAAUCCCUCGAGCUUCUCGAUUGCUACGUCGCGAUGGCCUUCUCGACGUCGGAUCUCCUCCGGUCGGUGCAGCCGGCGCACCGCUUCGACGAGGCGGCCCUUCUCCGCUAUGCCGCCGCCAACGUGGCGGGCUUACCCGCAGCGCCGGCUAAGUUCAGCGUCUCCCAGUUCGGCUAUGGCCAAUCCAAUCCGACCUUCUGUUUGGAGGUCGCUUCCCAUGGAUCCCCCGGCGUCGUCAAGCGCUAUGUUCUGAGAAAGAAGCCUCCUGGUGCUCUCCUCGAGUCCGCCCAUGCCGUCGAGAGGGAAUUUCAGGUUCUCAAGGCUUUAGGUGUGCACACAGAUGUUCCUGUUCCAAAGGUUUUCUGCUUGUGCAAUGAUACAAGCAUAAUUGGUACAUCUUUCUACAUUAUGGAGUACUUGGAGGGACGGAUUUUCAUGGAUAAUAAGUUACCAGGACUGAGCCCAGAAAGGAGGAAGGUUAUAUAUCAAGCUACUGCGAAAACUCUAGCUUCUUUACACAAAGUUGAUGUGGAUUCGAUAGGGUUGCAAAAGUUUGGCAGGAGAGACAACUAUUGCAAGAGACAGGUGGAAAGAUGGGGAAAACAGUAUCUCGCUUCAACUGGUCAAGGGAAACCUGAUCGAAAUCCUAAAAUGCUUGAUCUGGUUGUUUGGCUCAGAGAAAAUAUCCCUGCUGAAGAUUCUUUAGGAGCAUCAGGAACUGGGCUUGUUCAUGGAGACUAUCGAAUCGAUAAUCUAGUUUUUCACCCUGUCAAGGAUCAAGUGAUUGGCAUUCUUGACUGGGAACUAUCAACUUUAGGGAACCAAAUGUGUGAUGUUGCAUACAGUGCCUUGCUGUAUAUUGUUGACGUGGCUUUGGGAGAAUGUGAAUCAUAUGGACUUGAGUUUAGUGGCAUCCCAGAAGGCAUUCCUUCCUUGGUGGAAUACUUGGCAGUAUAUUGCUCUGCAGCUAGAAGGCCCUGGCCAGUUCGAGAAUGGAAGUUCUAUAUGGCGUUUUCUUUGUUCCGUGGUGCAUCUAUUUAUGCAGGAGUAUAUCAUAGAUGGACUCUGGGUAAUGCUUCAGGUGGAGAGCGUGCUCGGUAUGCUGGAAAGGCGGCUAAUGUCUUAGUUGAUUCUGCCUGGGCAUAUAUUACUCGAGAGUCUGUUCUUCCUGACCAGCCUCCACUGGGAAUUUUGAGUCAAGGAGCAACUGAAAGGUUAGAAGACGACCAUUCACUGUCCAUGAAGGAGCAGGGAUGUUCUGUGCCUAGUCAAAAGGUUUUGGAGCUUAGGAAGAAAUUGUUAAAGUUUAUGCAAGAUCAUGUAUACCAAAAUGAGAGUGAAUUUUAUAGACUUUCACAAUCAAGUCAGCGUUGGACAGUUCAUCCAGAUGAAGAAAAGUUAAAAGAGUUAGCAAAGCAGGAAGGCCUCUGGAACUUGUGGAUUCCAUUGCAUAUCACAUUGAUGCAUUUGCAGUUAGAUAGUGCUGCUAGGGCAAGAAAGCUGCUUGAAGAAGAAAAAUAUUUUUCUACUGGAGCUUCGAAUAGUAACUUGCUAGGUGCUGGACUUUCGAAUCUUGAGUAUGGAUACUUGUGUGAGAUUAUGGGCCGUUCAAUUUGGGCACCACAAAUUUUCAACUGUGGUGCGCCGGACACAGGAAAUAUGGAGGUUUUAUUGAGGUACGGUACUAAGGAACAACUAAUAGAGUGGCUAAUUCCUCUACUAGAAGGAAAGAUUCGGUCUGGAUUUGCGAUGACUGAGCCACAAGUUGCAUCUUCCGAUGCAACCAACAUUGAAUGCUCACUCACUAGGCAAGGUGACUUUUACAUCAUAAAUGGAAAGAAGUGGUGGACAAGUGGAGCAAUGGAUCCUAGGUGCAAAGUUCUAAUAGUAAUGGGAAAAACAGAUUUUUCUGCUCCUAUGCAUAAGCAGCAAUCAAUGAUCUUAGUGGAUGUCAAUACUCCAGGGGUGCAUAUAAGAAGGCCGUUACUAGUUUUCGGUUUUGAUGAUGCACCUCACGGGCAUGCUGAAAUAACUUUUGAAAAUGUCCGCGUGCCAGUGAAGAAUAUCCUGCUUGGGGAAGGCCGGGGAUUUGAGAUAGCACAAGGUAGACUUGGUCCUGGCAGAUUACAUCACUGCAUGAGACUCAUAGGGGCAGCAGAACGUGGUAUGCAAAUGACAGUUGACAGAGCACUCAGAAGGAGAGUCUUUGGAAAGUUGAUAGCUGAGCAGGGAUCCUUCUUGUCAGAUCUUGCCAAGUGCCGAGUAGAAUUGGAGCAAGCGAGACUCUUGGUUUUUGAAGCAGCAGAUCAGCUGGAUCGACUUGGGAACAAGAAAGCUCGUGGAACUAUCGCCAUGGCCAAGGUAGCCACACCAAGUAUGGCCCUGAAAGUGCUGGACUUUGCAAUGCAAGUCCACGGUGCUGCUGGUUUGUCAUCGGACACUGUUCUGGCACAUUUAUGGGCUACUUCUCGGACUCUGCGGAUUGCUGAUGGCCCCGACGAAGUUCAUCUGGGAACCAUAGCCAAAUUGGAACUUCGAAGAGCCAAGCUGUAGGAGUUUAUAGAACUGCAACUCAUGCCACACAAGCACAGCUGCAAGGGAUGUAGUCUACAUAAUAUCGAAAAGUGGCCACUAGGUUUGAUGCAGAGAUAGUACUCCAGUUGCUUGAAUUUGCUGACUACUAUCCGACUACAUUUAAGAAUUCGGAGCUUGUGGACAAUGCAAAUAAUUAUAUGAUUUGUAAUAAUUGGAGUAGCUUUCAGGUCCAUUUAGUGACGAAUAUUUCCAGAGAAACUUUACAUGAUUCCAAUGACAGACAGGGUUGUGGAGGUUGCACAGAUCCAUUCCCAUAUGCAUACAUGUAUUGCUGACUAGUUCAGAUAAGUUUGUGAUGUCCU